GCGGGCACAGAUGUUCCCGCCGAUUCGGCUGGAGCAGAGGCAUUGGAUGAGGCUGUUGAUAUGGAGGUGACAGCAGAUCGCCACGCUCAUGGAGAGUCGGAUGAAGACGAGACGCAAAUGCCAACUUUGUCGCUGGACUGCUUCUACACGAACCAGGACGUGGACGAGGCGGCACGGCCGGGUGCUUCCUCUGAGAGGACGGCAUGCAAUGAGGCUGGUGCCAAAGCUGGCCAACUCCUCCUGAAUUUGGUGAAAAAGGAGGAGAAGCCAAUCCAGGGUGCCGGCGCAGCAUUGCUGCAGCAACUGAAGGGCAGAGGAAAGAAGCCUGAAGUUCGCAGCGAUGACGGCGCCGGAAUUGCGCUACUCCAACUAUUGAAGAAUGGAGAGAAGAGCUGGACCCAAGGAACUGGAGCCGGCUGGUCAUGGCGCAAAGCAGGCAAAUCCAUUGCCUAUGAGGGCGUCAGGGCCCCCAGCAUUUUCAGCCAACUGCAUGGCUGCCACGCGUCGCGUCUUGAGGAUUGGGACGACUGGGGCCAGGGCAAGGAUUGGUGGGGCUACGGCCAGGACACGGAUAGGAGUGGUGGCACAAUGAGGCCCAGUGGUGGGCUCCAAGUGCCCCGCAGUGGGCCAGGAGGGGAAGCUCAAGAGGAGCAACUGGUGUUGCAGGAUCGGGUUCCUGCCGAUAGUGAGAUGGCUGCAGGCGAAGCAGUUGGAGAGCCGUUGAUCGUUGAAGUUGAAGAUCUGCAUGCUGAGGCUACGGGCCAAUCCUCAGGGUCAGUGGGCCCGCCGGUUCCGGACGUUUCGUCUGGAGCACCGGCUGGUUCCUCUGGAUCCGCAGGGGAGCCAGGACCAGAAGAGUCCAACCAAGAGAUGCUUCAUCUUUGCUCACUCCUGAAGGAUGUGGUGGCAGAGGGCAAAGUUGCGGAAAUAUUUUCACCUCCCAGGGUUGCCGCAAAAGCGCAGCUUGUGGGAUUAGCCCCGGGUUUCUCAAUAGACCUGGAAACACAAAGAGGAGACAGAAAACACUGGGAUCUUAGCAAAGAUUCACACAUCAAUGACUUGAUGCAGCUGAUCGACUACGAAAAGCCCGAGUUCACCGGAGGAUCACCACGUUGUGGUCCAUUCUCGAAGCUGCAGGCCCUGGUGAAUGCAAGGGCCAAUGUGGAUUCCGAGACGAGAGAAGAACGCUUGAUGGCUGGAAAGAAACAUCUGAGAACAGCAGUGUCAGUUUACAAGAAGCAGAUGAAUGAAGGACGCUACUUUUAUCAUGAACACCCAGAUGGUGCUGCGUCAUGGGAAGAGAAGGCAGUCAAGGACCUACGGACCUAUGUGUCGAUGGGGCCUUGCCGGGUCAGAUGCAUCGGGUCCAGGCUUGAUCAAGAAGCAAACCAGAUGGUUGACAAACUCACCGAUCUUGGCGUCGGUAUUGAAGGGCUGUUGCUCGAACGCGGAAGGGAAGAUACCACUCCAGUGAUCAACGAAGAAGACGAAUAUUGGAGUAAACUGCUGCGCACUGAUGAGUAUAUCUCUGAACCUGUGAUCGACUCCAACACCGGCAUGGUCUUGGACACCGACAUGGUCCGAGAAGUGCGACAGGAGAUCAAACGUGCAUCAAAUGCCGACUUCAUUCCGGAGUACGCAUCUUUCAGCGCUAUGCCUCCGAUGGAGUCGCUGAAGCAGCGGAGAGAGACGUUGUCGUGGAACUUCCAGAGGGAGAUCGACAAGAUGGAUUUUGCGGACGGCUGGUUCGCAGCAUGCAUGGGACUCGCGAUGCAUCAGCAAUUUGGCAGAGCAAUGCAAAUCAGGGUCUUGGUACACGGAGAUGAUUUCGUGGCACUUGCGGACGAUGCUGGUCACAAGUAUCCCGAGGAAGCAUUGCGAUCCAAGUUCGACCUGAGAGUUGGCGGAUCCAUUGGUUCUGGAGAACAGUAUCAGCAGCUCACUGUGUUGAAUCGCAUUGUCACGUAUCAUGAAGAUGGCACAAUCUCCUACGAAGCAGACCCAAGACAUGUAGAUCAGAUAAUCCGGGAUCUGGAGAUUGAAAACUGUAAACGAGCGAAAACACCUUAA
Messenger RNA from Cladocopium goreaui, 2070 nucleotides. The record is from the annotation of a GenBank genome assembly. NCBI's taxonomy places the organism in Eukaryota, Dinophyceae, Suessiales, Symbiodiniaceae.